Parnassius apollo (apollo) is the source of this 867-nucleotide messenger RNA. Lineage: Eukaryota; Metazoa; Arthropoda; Insecta; Lepidoptera; Papilionidae. The record is from the annotation of a GenBank genome assembly.
AUGCGAGAGACAGGGACGCUGUACUGCAAUGCUACAUUUGACACGUAUCUCUGCUGGCCUCCCACGCCGGCGGGAGAGGUCGUCUCUCAGAACUGCCCUCCUGCCCGCCUCAGCGACACAUCACGUCUUGCCUAUCGCCGUUGCGGAGACGACGGGCUCUGGCUGGGUCGGCGGCCGAAUGAAAGCAGCACUAUCGGUUGGACCAACUACACGCCCUGUUUUCCCCCCGAAGUGCAGACCCUGUUUGUAAAAGUUUACGAUGAUGAGAAGGAAGCUCAGUUGAAGUUCGAGAUUGCUCAGCGGACACGGUACAUGGAGAUUGCGGGCUUCAGCAUAUCGAUGAUAGCUUUGAUUAUAUCACUGAUUAUAUUUUCCUAUUAUAGAUCAUUACGGAAUAACCGAACCAGAAUUCACAAGAGCCUGUUCUGCGCAAUGGUUGUACAAGUGGUGAUCCGGUUGACUGUUUACAUCGAUCAAGCGUUCAUCAGGAGCCGGCUGGGUGACCACUCGACCUAUGACAAUGUAACACUGCGAGGAAUUGACAAUAUGCCCUAUCUUUGCGAAUCGUCUUACGUGCUCUUGGAGUACGCCAUAACCGUAAUGUUUAUGUGGAUGUUCAUUGAGGGGCUGUACUUGCAUAAUGUUGUGACAGCGAACGCUUUAAGGGAGCGCAUAUCUUAUUUGGUGUACUACGCUGUGGGUUGGGGACUGCCGUUCGUAGUAACCGUGAUAUGGGCCACUAUGACCGCACUUCACUAUAAGCGAGAAAGGUUUAAGACGUGUUGGUAUGGCUACAAUUUCAGCCCGCUGUACUGGAUCGUCCAAGGACCCCGGCUAGCUGUUAUAUUGGUGAGUAAACAUUUGUAA